Molecule: messenger RNA, 984 nt
Organism: Myotis davidii
Lineage: Eukaryota; Metazoa; Chordata; Mammalia; Chiroptera; Vespertilionidae
Gene: MSC
Product: musculin
Exons: 3
Coding region: 1-390 (129 amino acids)
Biological process (GO): regulation of transcription by RNA polymerase II; skeletal muscle tissue development
Molecular function (GO): protein dimerization activity; RNA polymerase II transcription regulatory region sequence-specific DNA binding; DNA-binding transcription factor activity, RNA polymerase II-specific
Source: RefSeq, a predicted model, not a curated record
AUGGCGCAAGGGGGCAAGCCAGACCACAAAGCCACUGUCCAGGGCUUUGCCCACAACGACAUCCUUGCUAACAUUUCAUUAACCAAAUCGCAGCGGAACGCGGCCAACGCCCGAGAGCGCGCCCGGAUGCGCGUGCUGAGCAAAGCCUUCUCCAGGCUCAAAACCAGCCUGCCCUGGGUGCCCCCCGACACCAAGCUCUCCAAGCUGGACACGCUCCGGCUGGCUUCCAGCUACAUUGCGCACCUGCGGCAGCUGCUGCAAGAGGACCGCUACGAGAACGGCUACGUGCACCCGGUGAACCUGACGUGGCCGUUUGUGGUCUCGGGGCGACCCGACUCUGACACCAAAGAAGUUUCAGCUGCCAGCAGACUCUGUGGGACCACCGCUUAGGUGGAACUUGAACGCCAUGGGUUACUGGUUAAGCGCCUGCGUUUGGGGGCCACGGAGAGAAGGGAGACUACGUGAGAACCCCCAGAGAAUGGGGGGGAAGUUCCAUUGGAUUCUCCUAGACACCCCCCGACUCAGAAUUUUCAACACAAGUGGCGGGCGCAAGGGGGCAGAGCCCUAGAGUUGGCGGCGUUGCUGUCGUCGCAGGGCGCCCAAGGCACCGGCUGCAGCGGCGGACCUGGGCGAGGACGCUUCACCUCUCCAGGAAGCGCUUGCUCCCGUCUCAGAUCCGACCUCAGAUCCAGCAGUGCAGACCCGCACGCUGCCGUCAGAGCCCAGCGCCGAGCCCCCUGGGGUCAGUUUCCGAGCUGAGCCAUAUGUGUAUUUAUAUAUAUGCAUCACACGUGACGGCACUGCUCUGCGCAGCCCGGCCUUUACCAUUAGACUGGCUAGGACGCUCUCGCCCUGACAAUCGGCUUCGAAGACAGGAAUCUUCGCGUGAGACCCACAUCGGGCAGGUUUUUAAGUUGCAAAGAGAGGAGAGUGAAUACCUGGGUGGGCUUAGAAUCCCACAGGGUGGAGCCCUCCAGGCGGACG